CUGGAAAGUUGUCGAUACUGUGCUUCACAGUUUUUGACACCUUUCUAUUUAAACCACACGUAAAUACGUGACUUUCUGAGUUUUUCACAAUUUUGGGAAAUAUUGCGCGCAAAUAUCCCUGCAAUGGCAAAGCCCAACCCAUUCAAGCAUUUAGAACGGAAGAUUUCCAUCAACAAUGAGGAUUAUUUGUUCUACGAUAUUGCUUCAUUGGGCCAAGGAUUCGACAACCUUCCAUACUCAAUUCGUGUCCUCCUGGAAUCUGCCGUCCGGAACUGCGAUAACUUCCAGGUCACUGAAAAGGAUGUGCAGAGCAUCUUGAGUUGGAAGGAGAUCAAGGGUGAAUCUACAGAGAAGGAGGUUGAAGUUGCAUUUAAACCAGCUCGUGUGAUCCUGCAGGACUUUACAGGAGUCCCAGCUGUGGUGGACUUUGCAGCGAUGCGCGAUGCUGUCCUCCGGCUAAAUGGAGAUCCCAACAAAAUCAACCCCAUUUGCCCCUCGGACUUGGUGAUUGACCAUUCAGUUCAGGUGGACUUUGCCCGAACACCAGAUGCUCUGGCCAAGAAUCAGGACUUGGAAUUUGAGCGGAACAAGGAGAGAUUCACAUUCCUCAAAUGGGGCGCCAAUGCCUUCAACAACAUGCUAAUCGUGCCUCCUGGAUCGGGAAUUGUCCAUCAGGUGAAUCUUGAGUACUUGGCGCGCGUGGUCUUCGAGGAUCCUGUCAAUGGAGCUAAGGUCCUCUACCCCGACAGCGUUGUAGGCACGGAUUCCCACACAACCAUGAUCAAUGGGCUGGGUGUUUUGGGCUGGGGUGUUGGAGGAAUUGAAGCUGAAGCUGUAAUGCUUGGCCAAGCAAUUUCCAUGCUUCUGCCAGAAGUGAUUGGGUACAAAUUGGUGGGAAAACUCAGUUCUUUGGCCACUUCCACGGAUUUGGUCCUUACCAUCACGAAGCAUUUACGUCAAAUCGGAGUUGUUGGCAAAUUUGUGGAAUUCUUCGGACCUGGAGUUGAAGAAUUGAGCAUUGCUGAUAGAGCUACAAUCAGUAACAUGUGUCCAGAAUAUGGAGCAACUGUUGGAUUCUUCCCCGUUGACAAGAAUUCCCUGUCUUAUCUCAAGCAAACAAAUAGAUCAGAUGACAAAAUCAACGUGAUCUUCAAGUACUUGGAGGCCACUAAACAACUCAGGGAUUACAACAAUGCUGCUCAAGAUCCUCAUUUCACAAAAAUUGUCACUCUGGAUUUGGCCACAGUGGUUACGUCUGUGUCAGGACCAAAACGUCCCCAUGACCGCGUUGCCGUUAGUGAGAUGCAACUUGAUUUUAGAUCGUGCCUGACCAACAAGAUUGGCUUCAAGGGCUUCGAACUCAAUCCGGAUUCACUGUCAGCCAGUGGAGAUUUUACCUGGUCCGAUGGAAAAACCUAUAGCCUGAAGCAUGGUUCAGUGGUGAUUGCUGCAAUCACAUCAUGUACCAACACCAGCAAUCCUUCCGUAAUGCUAGGAGCGGGUUUGUUGGCCCAGAAGGCCGUAAAUGAAAACCUCAAGGUGGCACCGUACAUCAAGACAUCUCUCUCACCUGGAUCUGGAGUCGUUACCUACUAUUUGAAGGAAUCUGGAGUGAUUCCUGCUCUGGAAACUCUCGGAUUCGAUGUAGUGGGCUACGGUUGUAUGACCUGCAUUGGAAAUUCUGGUCCUUUGGAGGAUAAUCUGGUGAAUGUCAUCGAGAAGAAUGGUCUGGUGUGUGCUGGAGUUUUGUCCGGCAACAGAAACUUCGAGGGACGCAUUCAUCCCAACACAAGAGCCAACUACUUGGCUAGUCCGCUUCUCGUGAUCGCCUAUGCCAUUGCUGGAACAGUGGACAUUGAUUUCGAGAAGGAUCCUCUUGGAACCAGGCCUGAUGGCUCCAAAGUCUUCCUGCGGGAUAUUUGGCCAACAAGGCAGGAGAUUCAUGCUGUCGAGCAGAAAUAUGUCAUCCCGGCGAUGUUCCAGGAAGUCUAUGGGAAAAUUGAGAUGGGAUCUCCGGCAUGGCAAGCUUUGCAGGCUCCCACAGGAAAGCUCUAUCCAUGGGAUGAGAAAUCAACGUACAUCAAGCAUCCACCAUUCUUUGAGACAAUGACCCGAGAACUUCCACCCAAUCGCCCAAUCGUCGGAGCAAGAGUCCUGCUCUUCUUGGGUGACUCUGUUACCACUGACCAUAUCUCACCAGCAGGAUCCAUUGCCAGGAACAGUCCAGCAGCCAGAUACCUCGCCUCAAAGAACCUAACACCACGUGAUUUCAACUCCUACGGCUCACGCAGAGGAAAUGACGCCAUAAUGGCCAGAGGAACCUUCGCCAACAUUCGCCUGGUGAACAAAUUAGUGUCAAAUGCCGGUCCUAAGACUCUGCACAUUCCCACAGGAACAGAGAUGGAUGUCUUUGACUGUGCUGAGCAGUAUGGGAAGGAAAUGACUCCCCUAAUCCUGCUCGUGGGCAAGGACUACGGCAGUGGAUCUAGCAGAGAUUGGGCUGCCAAAGGACCCUACUUACUCGGCAUCAGAGCUGUCAUUGCAGAGUCCUACGAGAGGAUUCACAGGUCGAAUUUAGUAGGAAUGGGCAUUGUCCCUCUGCAGUACCUAGAAGGGGAGAAUGCUGACACUCUCGGACUCACCGGGAAGGAAAUCUUCAAUAUUGCCAUUCCCGAUGACUGCAAGCCUGGGCAGAUUAUCACAGUGGAGACAAAUUGCGGAAAGAAAUUCAAGGUUCUCGUGAGAUUCGACACUGAAGUCGAUCUAACUUAUUACCGGAAUGGAGGAAUCUUAAACUACAUGAUCCGGAAGAUGCUGGAUUAAGGAUAUUCAUUUCUUGGAACAAAAAAAACAGCAAUACUGUUUAGUGCGGAACUCAAAAGUUAUAUUUUUUGAUAUGUUGUUAGAAAAAUAGUUAAAAAAAAGCAAUGUUAGUUACUCAGAAAGAUUUUUUUGGAUAUACCGCUUGCUUAUUGUUGUCCUCUGGGGAAUGAUUUAUCGAGAAAUCGUUGAAUAAAUGGCUUGGGAUUUUAUAUAUUUCUUUUUGGCAAUUUAUAAUAAAAGCAUUUUUAAAGAAUAA
Phlebotomus papatasi is the source of this 3079-nucleotide messenger RNA. Its product is annotated as cytoplasmic aconitate hydratase-like. The transcript is spliced from 7 exons. Gene Ontology annotation, cellular component: cytosol; mitochondrion. The coding region runs from base 124 to 2823 and encodes 899 amino acids. Gene Ontology annotation, molecular function: aconitate hydratase activity; 4 iron, 4 sulfur cluster binding. Gene Ontology annotation, biological process: tricarboxylic acid cycle; citrate metabolic process. The record is from RefSeq and is a predicted model, not a curated record. NCBI's taxonomy places the organism in Eukaryota, Metazoa, Arthropoda, Insecta, Diptera, Psychodidae.